Molecule: messenger RNA, 1649 nt
Organism: Theobroma cacao (cacao)
Lineage: Eukaryota; Viridiplantae; Streptophyta; Magnoliopsida; Malvales; Malvaceae
Product: myosin heavy chain-like protein
Source: RefSeq, a predicted model, not a curated record
UCGCAUUGAACUACCAGAUUCUCUGCAUUCAGAGAAAAUAAAUAAAACGAAAGAAGAAAAGAAAAAUAACUCCUUUGUAAUUCUUUCUUUUAUAUUUUUUCAUGAUGGAUUCUCAUCAUGCUUCACUAGGUCGACGAGCGCUGGAGGAGAUUCGUCAAAAGAGAGCCGCCGAAAGAAUGAGCAAAGCUUCUUCUGGAUCUGAUCUCACCAAGGCUUCAAUCCCUACCGAUAUUCCAGUCGUGAAGAAAUCAGAAAGCGGAAAUCGACUCUCUGAGGCCGAUGUUAGUGGUUUAGUAUCGCAGCUGAAGGACUUGCAGAAGAAAAAUGCAGAAUUAGAGGAAAAUAACAAGAUAUUAUCCUUGAAGCUUCAAACAAAGGAAAUUGAGCAUGAAACCCUGCAAACACGCUUUAAUGAACUGGAGCAGAACACUGUACCAUCUCUAAGAAAGGCUCUGAGGGAUGUUGCAAUGGAGAAAGAUGCAGCUGUUGUUGCACGGGAGGACCUCUCAGCCCAGCUUCGCAUGUUCAAGAAACGUUUGAAGGAAGCCGAAGAUGAGCAAUACAGAGCUGAGGAAGAUGCAGCAGCCUUGAGAGCAGAACUAAACACAAUGCAGCAACAAGCGAUGAGCAGUGCAUUUGGUGGAAUAAACACUAUGGGAAGUUCACCAGAUCAACUACAAGCGUUAGAAAAGGAGUUAACUAGAUUAAAGGCUGAAUUACAGCAAGAGUCGUUGUCGAGGCAGCAAGAGCAACAACAAUUGGCAGAGGAGCAAGCUCGGGUAUCUGCCCUGAUAUCGGAAAAACAGGAAUUGGAAGAAAGACUCACUGCUUUAUCCAAAAGUGAAGUCAUCUCGGAGAAAGCGAGCCGCAAGGAAUUUUCUCUGGAAGAUAAGGAAAAACUUGAGAAACGGCUGCAUGAUUUGGCUGUAGCAGUGGAGAGACUUGAAAGUAGUAGACAAAAACUUCUAAUGGAGAUUGAUAACCAAUCUUCAGAGAUAGAAAGGCUUUUUGAGGAAAAUUCUAAUCUCUCAUCUUCUUGUCAAGAGGCAAUGACCACAUCAAAACAUUGGGAGAAUCAGGUUAAAGACUGUCUUAAACAAAAUGAAGAGCUACGUAGAGUUCUAGAUAACUUAAGAACAGAGCAGGCUAGUUUGCUAUCUAAAAGUGGUUCCUUAGCAUUCCAUACAGGUGGAGUUACUGGAACUGGUUUACAGGCUAAUACAACUGAAAUUCUCUCCCUCAAGGGCCAACUUGUGCAAGAACAGAGCAGAGCAGAUUUACUAUCAGCAGAAGUAAUGCAGCUUUCAGCACGUCUCCAACAAGCAACGCAAGCAUAUAACAGUCUCGCACGCCUCUAUAAACCAGUUCUCCGCAACAUUGAAAGCAGUCUCAUCAAAAUGAAGCAAGAGGACUCUGUUACUGUCCAGUGAUUGCAAUGAGCAUUCUGCAUGAUGUAAUCCUUUUUUGGAAUUUUGUGGCACCAAUUUGUGCAUUUUCUGUUCAUUUGAAACAGUUGCUAAAGUGACAAUCCAGUAGUUUGUGUACCAUUGUAAUCGAGAGUUGAACUCUAGGCCCUUGGGAUCAAUUCUUCCAAAAUUGUUGAUCAAGAUCAGCAGCUAUUCUUUAUUUCACAACAAAAUCCUUAAAUU